Penicillium alfredii is the source of this 2457-nucleotide messenger RNA. It is a transcript of the gene sip5, whose product is annotated as Sip5p. NCBI's taxonomy places the organism in Eukaryota, Fungi, Ascomycota, Eurotiomycetes, Eurotiales, Aspergillaceae. The transcript has 2 exons. The record is from RefSeq and is a predicted model, not a curated record. Gene Ontology annotation, cellular component: cytoplasm. Bases 1 to 2457 code for a protein of 818 amino acids.
AUGGGCAACUCGCAGACCAAGGAAUCGCGAUCAACAGCUCCGCUGCGUCGCCGAAGUCAUCAAUGGUCUCCAGGCGCUUCCGAUACUCCCGGGCGGGUGCCCUAUCAGACUGGUUCGCGGUCGACACGGGGCAGUAGACCCGACCUCUCUCUACUGGGCAUCGGGAGUAGUCACGAACGAGAUGUGGCAACGCUCGAGCAGCGGCGGGAAACGAAGCAGGAGCGAGAGGCGCGCCGCCUAGAAAAGGAACGGGCCGCCCGGCUCAAGGAGCGAGAGCGCAGUAUGAAAGAAGAGCACGUGGAUGGAGGCUACCUGGUAACACAAGGAGUGUAUGUGGGGACGGAGGACUUCAACAAAGCAGUGGUCCGGCAGUUGAUGAUUGAACGUCGACUGGCCCCAUUCUGGCGAGGUUUGAACGACUUCUCCGAAUCAUGGGCUGAGCAUCAACUUAUGGCAGCCGCCCGAGGCAUGACCAUCCCUCCACCGGAUGACAUCCCGCCCGAAUUAGAGUACAAGCUCCCCAAAACCAGCGAGCCCAACGAGCCAUCGGACGUGACCAACAUCCAGCAUCUCACGGUUCCGAUCACGUCGAGGUCGCACUCCUACAACUCUGAUGUAUCACAGUCCUCCAAUCCUGCCCAGUCAUUACCCAGCGCAACCUCCCCGGUCGCAUCCGGCACAUCAACCUCGGCACUCUUUCGGACAAGGGCGAAGACCUUGGCUGCUUUAACAACGUCCAAACAGGGUUCGCAGACCGAUUUAACUCCGCGGGAGUUGCACCUUCCCAAGGAUCCCUUUGUCAAUGGGCAACCGAUUGAGGUUUACCUAUACAAAGACUCCAGCGAAUGUCCCAUCUGCUUCCUUUACUACCCGCCAUACUUGAACCGUACCCGAUGCUGCGACCAGCCCAUCUGUUCUGAAUGCUUUGUUCAAAUCAAGCGCCCGGAUCCCCACCCUGCGGAGCACGGGGAGCCUGAUCCCAAUGCUCCGCCUCCAUCCGAGGGGGAGAAUGCCGAGUCUGCCGAAACACAGCUUACCUCUGAGCCUUCUGCUUGUCCCUUCUGCGUUCAGCCGGAGUUUGGAGUGAUAUAUGCCCCGCCGCCGUUCCGCCGUGGCCUGACUUACGUGGCUGACCCCAACACCCGUCCGUCCCCCAACAUCACGUCUCCUGUGUCGUCCACGUCCUCGUUGUCAUCGGGAAAUCUUCCUACCGCUCUGGGCCGCCGCCGGGCGACAUCGCUGUCCGCCAACGACCCUGCCGUGGUCACGACGGACAAGGUUCGACCGGAUUGGGCCCAGAAAUUGGCCAACGCCCGAGCUCAUGCGGCGCGUCGGUCUGCAGCCGCGACUGCUCUUCACACAGCAGCGUAUCUCAUGAACUCUGGCGCCUCUGGUAGUGACUCGCGUGGGUUUGGCUUGGGACGGAGAGGCAUGCGGAGAGCUACGGGAGACUCAGCGGGCCAGGCCGGCCAGGCCGGCCGGACCGGCUCUCCAGCCCUCAAUGCAUUGGCUUUUUUGACGGAGCGGGCAGACCGAACACCUCCACGUGCGCCGGGACCUGAUACCGACUCGGCUGAAGAAGGGACGGGCAAUUUAGCGCCGCCACGGGCUAGUUCCCGGCGCACCCGAAUCGAGGACUUGGAGGAAAUGAUGAUGAUGGAGGCUAUCCGUUUGAGUUUAGCCAGUGAAGAAGAGCGUCGAAAACGGGAGGAGAAAGAGGUUAAGAAGGAAGCCAGAAAAAGGGAGAAAGAGAGAGAGAAAGAGACCAAAAGGGCAGACAAGGUGGCGCGCAAGACGGGCUUGUAUAGCGGUAAUGCCAGCACCUCCGCUCUGGACGCCUCCAGUGAGCCCGUGCCGGGCAAGGUUACCAGCAGCUCAUCCUCCGUGAUCGGGGAGGAACCGUCUCUGGCAAGCAAAGGCAAGGAAGUUGUUCGUGCAUCCACAUCUCCUGCUGCCGAUCCGACACUGCCCGCCUCUUCGGGGAGUGCGAAUCCAGUGGAUGCAACCCUUGCCGUCCCAUCCGCCGACCCGUCCAGCGCUGCCGAACCGUCGCGACCAUCUCAUCUGCGACAUGUGUCGAGUGCAUCCUCUUUCUCGUCGGUCCCGGAAACCAAUGCGGAUGACCGUUCCGGGGAGCACGUCAGUGGUGAGGGAGGUACUGUCGAACCGAUGUUCAACUUCCGCAGUCUGGCCGCCAUCAUCGGUGACGAAGACAAGGGUGACGAAUCAGCCGAGCAUGUCGAGGACACCUCUGGCCAGCCUCGUGCGGAGGGCUCAUCGUCGAACGCAGCCCCGUCGGUCCACCAACCGCCGGUCGACGCCAUCAAAUCCGAAGCGGCGCCCGGUUUGGAACCUUCCGUGGCCCUGCAGGGUGACCACAGCACUUCGCCCAAGGAGCUUGAGACCCGCUCUGUCGAGAUCAUAGAUCCUACGCCACACCCCGAGGCUCCCUCGUGA